ACUCUAAUACAUUUUAGAGACAAAAGCAUCCACCUAUAACAAUACUAUAAUCAUGACCAAACGACGUAUUUGUUACAUAGUUUCUGGAAUCAUUUCCAUCCUUUUUAUCACCUUUAUGACCAUUUUGAUCCUUUCCCAGACCGUGUUCAAACCAAAACAUCCUGUAUUACAAACCUUGUCUACGACUGUUGAAGGUGUAUCCACACAUAUAUCACCACCACUUGACGUCCAGAUCAAUUUCACACUUACACUCCAAAUGCUGUUGAAGAAUCCUAAUCUUGCCGAUUUCGAAUACAAGACAGUAGAAAACUUGGUUUAUUAUAGGGAUAUUCUGGUGGGAAAUCUCACUCUUCCUUCGAGCACACUUCCCGCCAAAGGCUCAGCGAUUUUGCCAUGUCCUCUUGUUCUUCAGAUCGAUAAAUUUGUUGCCAAUUUAGGUGAUAUUUUGCAAGAUAUAUUGCAAAGAAAAAUUGUGAUAGAAACAAAGGCAAAUAUGCCAGGGAAAAUUACAGUGUUGGGAAUCUUUAAGGCACACUUGAACACAACAUCACAUUGCAAACUCGUACUUAGCGUUCCUUCAAUGGAAGUGGUGGAUCAAGUGUGUGAUCUUGAAGCUAAACUAUAAACCUUGAUGUUUUGUCAGGCAAACUUAGGCUUAAUAAG
Molecule: messenger RNA, 663 nt
Organism: Brassica napus (rape)
Lineage: Eukaryota; Viridiplantae; Streptophyta; Magnoliopsida; Brassicales; Brassicaceae
Exons: 1
Coding region: 53-625 (190 amino acids)
Source: RefSeq, a predicted model, not a curated record